Knipowitschia caucasica is the source of this 1224-nucleotide messenger RNA. Lineage: Eukaryota; Metazoa; Chordata; Actinopteri; Gobiiformes; Gobiidae. The record is from the annotation of a GenBank genome assembly.
AUGGAAAACACUCCAUGUCUUCGUGUAUCGCAGUGUUGUGCACAGCAUUUCAGGUCAUAUUUACAGUCUCGCCACAUUUUAGACACACGGUUGCGCUUGUUUAAAGACACAGAGGAGACACUUUUGCUGCCCAUACAACAGACUGGGAUUCCACAGCUGGACAUUCAACAUCUGAGGUCCACAGUGGCAUCUGGCACUAUCUGUGAAAUAGUCUGGCGCCAGAAUUUUAAAAAGAAGAAAAAACAAACAACUAUCAAUAAACUAGAGGUAGCUUUAAAGAGGCUGCUGGAGUCCACAGGAGAGGAGUGGACAGAGGAGCUGAGGGCAGACCUCCCCCAUGGCUUUGAGAGACAUGGUGACCUUAUUCUACUUUCAGGCAAUAGUUUCUCUCAAUCCAUAUGGAGGAAAUUUGGUUGCUCAUUAUGGAGAACCGUGGCAGAAGUGUUAGGAGGCGAGCGACUAGUGAGAAAAAGAUUUAUAUCCAGGGAUGGAUUCAGAUCUCCUCAAGUGACAAUGCUGCAUGGAGAACACGGCUGGGUGACACAUGUUGAUAAUGGCAUCAGGUUGGAUUUUGACGUCACCAAAUGCAUGUUUUCCUCAGGGAACAUCACAGAAAAACUUAGAGUUGCCACAUUUAAUUGUAAAGGAGAGAUAGUUGUGGAUUUGUAUGCAGGAAUUGGAUAUUUUGUACUGCCCUAUUUGAUUCAUGCAGGAGCUGCUCAUGUCCAUGCGUGUGAGUGGAACCCAGAUGCAGCUGAGGCUUUAUGUAAAAACCUUAAUUUGAACAAUGUCUCUGAGCGCUGCACAGUCCAUCAAGGGGAUAAUAGGCAUCUCCAGUUGAGUGAUGUGGCAGACAGAGUAAACCUAGGCCUCAUACCCAGCUCUGAGGACGGCUGGCCUGUUGCCUGUCGACUGCUGAAGAGAUCCACCGGAGGCAUUUUACACAUUCAUCACAAUGUUACUUCUCCAAUGUCCAAUCAUGCGUCUUCUCUGCAAGUCAGAGAGGAGUCUGACAAGAGCAGAGACAGAAGAGCGUGGCAAGUUUGGGCUAAAGACACAGCGGAACACUUUAGAAGAUUGCUAGAGGACAUUACAGAGACAGGAUGGACUACACAUGUCCAACACAUAGAGCACGUGAAGUCGUAUGCUCCACACAUCAAUCAUAUCGUGUUGGACUUAGAGUGCAGACCAGGACUCACGACACAAGACUCUGGGAUAAAGUGA